Molecule: messenger RNA, 657 nt
Organism: Hyaloperonospora brassicae
Lineage: Eukaryota; Oomycota; Peronosporomycetes; Peronosporales; Peronosporaceae
Source: the annotation of a GenBank genome assembly
AUGCUGCUGGAAAUCGGACGCUUCGUGUGUUUAGCACUGACGGACGCAGCGAUGCUGCCGGCGCUGGUCGUGAUGCAGCGCAAUCGGCGGCACUUUGAGCUGUUUAUAGGCGUCUCGCAGCUCCUGAUCUCGUUUUUCUUCAACGCCGCCGAGGCCUUCGAUACGCCGCUGUUCCUCCUGGAAGACGAGUGGCAUUUUCUCUCGGAGGUGGUGUCCAUCGCCUACUUUCUGCUGCUCUGCGUCCACCUGAUGGGGUACAAAGACGAGAACCGGAACAUUGUGCUGCGCUACGUGGCCUUUGCUGGCUCGUGGCUCUUUAAGACCAAGGACAGGUCGGACGCAACGUUCUACGAAGGGUUUUUCGUGAUCUGCUACCUGCUGGGCGUUGGCUUUCGUCGACUGUUUGCUGCGAGCAAUGACAUCGCCCCUCUGAACAAGCAAAAAGCCAAGUACGCGCUCUACAGUCUUGGAGCAGCGGCGGUUGCGGGCGUUUGUGUCUUCUACUACGAAGACGAAGAGAACCACACCGCGUUGGGGGUUGUCGAGGGCUUGAUGCACAUGCUGGAUGGCGCUGCGUUCUAUUUCGCGUGGCUCUCGGUGCCGUGCAUGGACUCGAAGAAAGGUGGGGUCAUCCCGACGCACAAUCUGUACGUGUAG